CGGUUACCUGCCGUUGUCGAGUGAGUGACAUGCUCUGCUCUGCUAUCGGGGCACAAAGGACCGGCCUAUCCAACGACCUGGCCAGAUGUAAUUUCAUUUCAAGGAUGUGAGAUGUGCGAUCAGCGUUAGUUGGGGUCAGUUUACAAAGGACACCACAAUGACAAGAGUGUAGAAGAGUCACCACUUCUACCAUUUCCUGGACAGCUUUUUCAAAAUACACGUUUUGGUUGUCAUGGUGAUUAAAGUGUUAACUCUUUGUUUCAUGUUCUAGAACUUUCUGUUUAAAAAAAUUUCAUGGACUAUACUAUACUGCUGUUAACUGGGUGAAUCGUUUUUUAAAUUUUCUUUUUAUCUUGAAAAGAGGAAUUCAUAUAAGGUGUAAUAGCAAAUUAAAAAAAUGUGAAUUCUUUUUGGAAUUUUCUGUUUUAAAUUUUGUUGUUGUGUUUGGAUUACUGUUAUUGAACGCUUUCUGUUUCACAAUAUCGACCAAGUGAAUAUUACACAUUUUUCCUUCCUGUUUAACAAAAAAAGAGGAAUUUGUACAGGUUGUGAUAGCACAGUCUUUGUGAUAGUUACUGGAAUUUUCUGCUUAAAUUUUCCUUUUGUGAAUUACUAUUGUUGAACAGUGAAUAAGUGGAUAUAAAAAAAUAGUGUUCUUGAAAAGGAGGAAUUCUUCAGGUUAAUGUGUGAAUGUUCUUACAGAGAUAACAGAGCAGUCUUUGUUGUAUCAGUCGAAUUUCGCAACUUUCUGCUUUCAUUAUUCAUGGAUUACUCUACCUGAACUAUUUUCGUUUCACAAUAUUGCGCAAGAGGAAAUUUUAAAAAGUUAUAUUCUUCUAGGCUGGAAGUGUGAAGUUCGGACUGUGAUUUCAGUGGAAACUGGUCUGUAUUUCAUUCUUUUAAAAUUAUUACGAAAAUAUAAUUUAUUAUCAUGAAGUUCAAAGUUGAAACAGUGAGCGAGCAAACUGCAUUCAUAAGUCCGGAGGAAAAUGAAGCAAAAGAAAGUGGUUCCAAAGAAAGUGGGACCAAGGAAAGUGGGACCGAUUCUGUAGACACAGUUCCCGGGGACACGUCCAAGAACGGGAAGAAAGUGCACAUUGUAGAAAUCGAAUCCGAAGAUGUUGGUGCUGCCCACAAAGCCGAUGUUCCCGGUGAUGACGAUGAAGACCCAGGAUCGUCUGUAUCACACCACAUGGCGCUGUAUGAGGAUGAUCUCCAAGAUUCAGGGAAAGUAUCUCAGCUUCUGCGACAGAUCGCCAACUACCAGGCGGGAAUCACCCCCAGUCCUAAAGAGUUCACAAAAGGCAAGGCUCUAAAGAAAGCCAACCUGGGCACAGUUCUCGGUGUCUAUCUUCCGUGUAUUCAGAAUAUUUUCGGCAUUCUCCUCUUCGUGCGGAUGACGUGGAUUGUCGGGAUGGCCGGAGCACUGGAAUCUUUCUUCAUCGUCUUCAUCAGCUGUUUAACAACGAUGCUGACAUCCAUCUCAAUGAGCGCCAUAGCAACGAAUGGCGUGGUUCCUGCGGGUGGCUCGUACUUCAUGAUUUCUCGGGCGUUGGGUCCUGAGUUUGGUGGUGCGGUUGGUGUUCUCUUUUAUCUGGGAACAUCAGUGGCAUCGGCCAUGUACAUCAUUGGAGCUGUGGAGAUUUUAGUGAAAUUUAUAUCACCUGAGAUAUCGAUAUUUGACGAUGUGUUUCACAACUAUCGGCUGUAUGGGACUUGUGUUCUAAUUGUGUUAGCGCUGAUCGUGUUUGUUGGAGUGAACUUUGUCAGCAAGUUUGCCGCUCUGUCUCUGGCCUGUGUGAUCAUUUCCAUCUUGUGUAUUUAUAUUGGAAUAUUUGUGUCGAAUGCGGACACUAGUGUUGAGAUCUGUGUACUGGGAGAUCGGUUGUUGGAUUCUGACUCGGUGAUGCUGAAUGGGUCGUUCUACUGUGUGAAGAACGAGUCGAGUCCGAUCUACCAACACUACUGUGUGGACAAUAACUUCACGGGGGAUGCGUGCGACUACUACAACAACGAUGACAAUGUAGCACGCACCAUGAAAGGAAUUCCGGGCAUCACCAGUGGAGUUUUCAUGGAAAACUUCAUGAAUCACUAUACUGAGGUGGGUAACGUGGUUGGAACCUCAGACCCAGGUUCAAGGUCGCGGGGAGAGGUCAUUGCUGAUAUCACAACCUCCUUUGUGAUUCUCCUUGCCAUUUACUUCCCAUCAGUCACAGGCAUCAUGGCUGGAUCGAACAGGUCAGGUGACUUGGCCGAUGCUCAGAAGUCGAUUCCCACCGGAACUAUCCUGGCCAUAGCCACAACCUCCUUUGUGUAUGUAACAACAGUGUUUUUCUUUGCUGCUUGCAUUGAGGGCCCUCUGCUACGGGACAAGUAUGGUAUCAGUAUAGGUGGCAACAUGUUAAUAGGCAAGUUGGCCUGGCCAAAUGAGUGGGUCAUCAUGAUUGGUUCAUUCCUGUCCACGCUCGGAGCUGGACUCCAGUCUCUUACAGGUGCGCCCCGGUUACUGCAGGCAAUUGCUAAAGACAAUGUGAUUCCGUUCCUCAGUGUGUUUAAGAAGACGACGAAGCGCGGUGAACCGUUCCGCGCUCUUCUGCUCACAGCCGCAAUAUCCGAGCUGGGAAUUCUGUUAGCCAGCCUCGAUUACAUAGCUCCUAUUAUCACAAUGUUUUUCCUAAUGUGUUAUGGAUUUGUGAACAUGGCGUGUGCCCUGCAGACCUUGCUACAGACCCCAAGCUGGCGACCACGGUUCCGGUUUUACCACUGGACGUUGUCUCUGUUAGGUCUGACUCUGUGUGUGACUAUGAUGUUCAUAUCCAGUUGGUACUACGCAUUGGCCGCCAUAGCUCUUGCCAUCUGUAUAUACAAGUACAUCGAAUAUAAAGGUGCUGAGAAGGAGUGGGGUGAUGGGAUCAGAGGUCUGGCCAUGUCUGCUGCCCGCUACUCUCUACUAAAACUUCAGGAGGGACCACCACACACAAAGAACUGGAGACCACAGCUCCUGGUGUUGAUGAAACUGGAUGAAAACCAUCAGCCCAAAUACCCGAAACUGGUUAAAUUUGCUAGUCAGCUGAAAGCAGGGAGAGGUCUAACUCUGGUUAUGAGUGUAAUGAAGGGAAAUUUCUGUGAAAACUUUGAGGAUGCACAAGCAGUGAAAGAGUCACUAGACAAACUGAUGAAGAACUAUGGUGUAAAGGGAUUCUCUGAUGUUUGUGUCUCCGAGACUGUCUCAGAAGGAAUCUGCCAUUUGAUACAAAAUGCUGGACUAGGUGGUUUAAAACAUAACACGAUUGUGAUUGGCUGGCCGUACGGUUGGAGGAAGGAAACUGAGACACGGAAUUACAAAGUCUUUAUAGACAGUGUCCGCAACACACAGGCAGGGGAGAAGACUCUGCUCGUCUUAAAGAACAUAAAUCAGUUUCCAGACUCCGAGAAACUUCACGGAACUAUUGAUGUCUGGUGGAUUGUACAUGAUGGAGGAAUGCUGAUGUUACUUCCAUUCCUGCUACGACAAGACAGAUCUUGGAAGCACUGCAAGCUCAGGAUAUUUACUGUGGCCCAACUGGAGGAUAACUCAAUUGAGAUGAAGAAGGAUCUGAAAAGCUACUUGUACCAGCUACGAAUAGAGGCUGAUGUGGAAGUUGUUGAAAUGAACAGGACGGACAUUUCUGCGUACACCUACGAGAGAACGCUGAUGAUGGAACAGAGAACGCAGAUAUUGAGAGACUUACAGUUAAACAAGAUAGAGCCACAACAAAUUAUGGAUCGAUUGUAUAAGCCGAAACAAAACACUGCACACAAGGUGACAUUUGAUACAGUUGAUGAGGAAGAAGAUGAGGAAGAAGAUGAGACUGAUGGGAGUGUUGCCUUGGAAAUCGGGGUGAACAAAUCUCAGUUUACGUUCUCACCUCAAGACGGCAGGGCGUUCAACAGACAGAUCCAGGACACCAAGCUUGCUACAAAGAAUGUGCGAAGAAUGCACACGGCCGUUCACCUGAACAAACACAUCGUGGAGAAAUCCCAUGAUGCUCAGCUUGUUAUUCUCAACCUGCCGGCUCCACCAAAACAAAAAGCUGGUGACGAGAACUACAUGGAAUAUCUCGAGGUCCUCACAGAAGGCCUGGAGCGAGUUCUGAUGGUGAGAGGAAGUGGAAGAGAAGUCAUCACAAUCUACUCCUGAUCACACAACGCUCGUAUUAUACAGUGCAGUAGUUGGUUAGAAAACAUCAUUGCCAAAAUAAAACAUUCAGCCAAGAUUCCUGGGUUAUAAAUUGAAGCAGUUAUCAGGAAAACAUCACUACAAACUUAAAACAUUCAACGAAGAUGCUUGUUUUACAUAAUGUAUGUAAUGGAAUAGUUGUCAGCAAAACUUCAUUGUGAAAUUAAACAUUCCACAUUAUAUCAAAUAAAACAAUUUACCUUUAAAUUAAGCACAUUCCACAUUAUAUCAAAUAAAACAAUUUACCUUUAAAUUAAGCACAUUCCACAUUAUAUCAAAUAAAACAAUUUACCUUUAAAUUAAGCACAUUCCACAUUAUAUCAAAUAAAACAAUUUACCUUUAAAUUAAUUCACCUUUUUUUGCACCCAUAUAUGCUGAACUUGUAGAAAUAUUUUGUUCCAUACGACUUUUAAAGUCUAACACCUACCAUUACAUCACUGAGUUUUGCAAACAGAAUCAUAAAAAUAUAUUUUGUUAUAUAUACAUUGUACAUUUGACAAUUUGUGUCAUGUUAUAGUUCUACUGCAAUUCUACUUUUGUUCUGUUAUGUUACUGUGUAUUAUUUUUACUACUACAGGGAUGCUAGUGCUACUUCUACCGGACCAUUAUUGGCUAUAUAAUCACUGUUAUUAAUAAUACCGUUUAUAAACGUGUUGAUGUGUACACUGAUACUGUUACAUACAUGUGUUACUAUUACCGGUACUACUUCUAUCAGGGCUACCGUAUACAACAUAUAAUAGGUGCUGGAAGUAGAAUUGUUUACAUUCAUAACCCACAGUUCCUUUGUAUUACAACUGGUCUCUCUGUAUGAUUUACUAAAGUGCCAUGCAUAAACAGCUGAUUUAUAUAUUAAAAUACAUGAAGUAUCUUUCUUUUUAAAA
This is a messenger RNA of Gigantopelta aegis, 5101 nucleotides long. RefSeq names its product solute carrier family 12 member 4-like. Gene Ontology annotation, molecular function: potassium:chloride symporter activity. NCBI's taxonomy places the organism in Eukaryota, Metazoa, Mollusca, Gastropoda, Neomphalida, Peltospiridae. Bases 932 to 4180 code for a protein of 1082 amino acids. The transcript has 26 exons. The record is from RefSeq and is a predicted model, not a curated record. Gene Ontology annotation, biological process: cell volume homeostasis; chloride transmembrane transport; chloride ion homeostasis. Gene Ontology annotation, cellular component: membrane.